UAUCUGUCAAAAGCGCGUUUUCUCCCUCCUGCGGAUGAAAGAUGCUUUUCGCUAAAAUUACUUAAAUGCAAUAAUAUACUAAUAAAAAGCUAUUUUAAAUGAUGUCUGGUGGUCUUAUAGAUAAAGUUUAUAUCGGUCUGGAUAAUGCGCCGGCCGCAUUUGAUAUUAAAGGACGUAUUCUAGGCCCCAAUGGAACCAACUUAGAAUACAUUCGGUCGGAAACUGGUGUGGUAGCUGUGUUGAAGGGUGACAAACUUGAGCCAUUGCAUUUGGCCUUACAUCAUACGAGGUCUGAAGCUUUGGCGGGCGCGAGGUCUCUGGCGCAGAAUUUGAUAGAGACUAUACGGGCGGAGUUGGCUCAAUGGAGUGCGGCUCAGGCUGGAGGGCCGCCGCCUGCACUGAAUGUUCCUCCUCCGACUCUGACGACCACUAGUGCGCCACCUCCAGUGCCUCCGCCUGUGGUGACGGCAGCUCUGUCGACUCCGCCGACGUUAACAUCGACAGCGCACCCCGCCGUGAUCCCCCCCGUGGUCAGUGUAGCACCCGCGACUACUCCUCUGAUGACAGUGCGCCAACCGACCAUGUUACAACUCCUGCAACCCCAACAGCAAUAUGUUCUAAACCAGGAAAAUGGGCAGCUAAUACCUAUAGUACAACCUGGGAUGCAGGUUUCUAAUGCAAACUUCACAUCAUUGCCUCUUGGCCAAACGUUAAGUUUACAGCAACCAAAUUUUGGGACACAGAUAGUGGAUAUAUCGAGUAUGCAGCCAGUGAAUGUGACACAGUUACGACUGAGUGGUGUGCCAUCUUCUAUGUCUAUGAUCUUACCAAAUGGUUUGACAUUCCCUCAAGCAAGUCUUUCGACAUCAGACAGCACAACUGUGAGCACGGCGACAUCUACUCCGGUUGUUUGUGCAGCACAGAGUACUAACUCUUGUCAAAAGAUCUUGUACAGCACAGACAAGGGAGACAAAGACAUCAAAUAUCACAUACAAGGGGCCGACACUGUGCAGUGGACAGUUCCAGGCUCACAAACUAUGUUGAUACCGUACCAACAACUACAGGACUUAACUGGUGGCCAACCAGGGCUGACUAACUUUCAACCUCAGCAGUUUGUAUCUAUAGCUCCGGCAGGCACUUUACCGCAGACAUCACUUCCUCUGACCGCUGGUCAGUUACAGCAACUGCAGGCUACAGGCACUUUCAUGCAGCUAAAUCAAAAGCCGAUAGCAAGCAGUGGUUCUUUGAUAAACAUAAUAUCGACUGGACAAGCGUCGUCGCCACAAAUAAUAUCUAAUACUUCGACUCCAUCAAAGAGUGUUAGCCAGGAGUCCAGAGGUCAGAAGAGGUUGUCUGAUGGCACUCCGAGUCAAUUGCAGCUGAGACCCAUAGCACCUGCAGUGUCGCAUGUGAGCCAUGACAAGAACUCGACGAGAGAUUCCCGCACCUGGACCGCGGCCCCAGGUAAGGACAGCACUAUCGUCAGCAUGGGAAUGAAAAUCAAUCCAGCACACGGGACCAUCAUACAAGUGUCUUCGGGACAACAGACGAAUGUCUCAUCUCCCGGUCUAGGCCCAGACGCUACGGGAAUGUACAUUCGCCAGAUCGAUAGAAACGCGAUACAAAUACAAACGAGCAAAGACGGACAGAAACAAGACCUCAGCAAAGUCCAGAACACAGCACAAAACGUACAAAUGAUCACUGUACCGCAAGGCAUGACGGUACUGCAGAAUCCCCUGAACAUAAGCCAAGUCCCGACCAUGCUCGGCCCGCCCAACAGUCAGGUGUACAUGAUACCUGCCAACCAUCCCAACCUCAUGCAGAGUGCUCUCCCUCCAGGCUUCCAACAAGUUCUCCAGCCUGGACAGAACGUCACGGUCAUGCAACCCAACCAGCUGGGCAUGCCCGCCGGAGUACAGUAUAACGUGCCAUUAAUGCCCAUGAACAUGCCCGCCACCUCGCAGUACAUGCCCACUGGCAUCAACCUCAACACGCAGCUAUCUGCCCAGCAACUGAACGCAGCUCUCGCUGGGCAUCAACUAAACCCUAGUCUAGGGACCAUACCCAUAGUGCAAGCUCCACCGCCGUCGUCUCCCUUGACGAAUCCAGCGCAGACGAUCCCCGGCACCCAGCCUCCAUUACAACAAAUAGUUCCGAACUCCUUCAUAACGCCCACUUCACAGUACACUGGGCUACCUCAGCAGUACAUGAUGCAAGGCAACUCCGGAACUAUCACAGUACCCACUAACAAUGCGACAGUACAAUACAGUAUACCUGUCUCACAGACCACGCCUACUAAUGGCAAUGGACAAUCCACGUCCACGGAUACUGAAACCAACGGAGCUAACGGUCAGACCAAUUACAUUACGUCUUCAUCACAAGAUAACGGGUACACAUUGACGGGAACUGUGCAAAACCAACAGACGUUCACGUCAGACGGACAGUCGACGCAGACGACGGGGUUUACUCCGGCCAACCAGAAUGGCACGCCGACGUACGGUACGUCGAAUGGAAGCCAGACCACAGCGUAUGUGAGUCAGACGCCCACGACACAGCCGCCCCCCACCUACAACCCGUCGAACGGGUCCACCCCAAACUCGAGCCAGACAUACGCACCACCGAGCACGCCGACAUCACAGAACUCUCAGACGUCGUUCUCCCCGUCCACGACGCCGGCGCCGCAGACGUAUCCGACAGCGAAUCUCCCUAACAUGCCGAACGUUGCGUUCGCGCCGAACCAAUCACCGCAGAAUCCUUACCCAAACGCCACGGGACAGAACUUGGCAGCUUACGCGAGUAACCAGUACCAGUACACCAGCAGACCGUGGUUCAGGCCGCGGUACGGGUCCCCGCAAGGGUCCCCCUACAGCGCCGGCACGGGGCCGCCCCCCAACGGGCCCAUGCCCGUCCCCCCUCCAUCGGGAAGUUAUAACUAUUGGCCGGAUAGCUGAGACUUAGAAAGUAUUAUUGGGACUGAAUUUGACCAGUGAUAACUGUAGAAUAAUUUGUAAUAAGAGAGACUGCUUUAUAAAUAUACAUUUAUGAAAUGUAAAGAAAUAUUUUAGAAGUUAGACAGAAAUAAUGAGUAUUUCCUAUA
Messenger RNA from Spodoptera frugiperda (fall armyworm), 3097 nucleotides. RefSeq names its product mucin-2. Gene Ontology annotation, cellular component: nucleus. Bases 99 to 2951 code for a protein of 950 amino acids. The record is from RefSeq and is a predicted model, not a curated record. Gene Ontology annotation, molecular function: RNA binding. The transcript is spliced from 8 exons. Lineage: Eukaryota; Metazoa; Arthropoda; Insecta; Lepidoptera; Noctuidae.